Messenger RNA from Striga hermonthica, 1953 nucleotides. The record is from the annotation of a GenBank genome assembly. NCBI's taxonomy places the organism in Eukaryota, Viridiplantae, Streptophyta, Magnoliopsida, Lamiales, Orobanchaceae.
AUGUUGCGCAGGUCUAUUUUACAGCUCGCGUCUCGUAGUUCGGUUCGUAGGGUUCCAUUACAGAUCACAACUCAGAUACCUUCAUAUCUUUCUUCAAGAAGGUUGUUUUCUGCUUCCUCAAAUGGACCACAGAAGCCCAAUACAGGAAACAGUGGAGAUGUACCCAAAAGUAGUGUACCUAACAUUCUAAUUGGAGGUCUUGCAUUGGGUUCUGUAUUCUUAUUUGUUUACUAUUCUGGGGCUUUGGAUAGUUAUAUUGACAAAAGGCCGCCAAGCAUCAGUGAGUUUGACAAGGCCCGGGUUGGCUACAGUAACAUACAGGCAUCUCCCGAACAGCCGGAGGCAGAUGAAGCUCGUGAAAUAAGUGAAUCAAUUGACAGGAAGAGAUCACAGGAGUCAGAUGUGUCAAGUUCCGAUAGCGAACAUGUAAAGAAAGAUGUUGAAACACAUGCAGAUGUUAGCAUCCCAGCAAGUUUCACAACUGAAGAGGAUAAAAGCUUUCAGGCCAAAGAUAAGGCUGUUCAGACUUCAGAGAAUGUCAAUACCCUUGAAGGGACUGAUGUGUCUAAUGCCCCUCAAAGCAGCAGCAUAUCAGUAGAAGGUGUGACUAGUGAACCGGCUGAAGUGAGUGUUGAUGUGAAUAGUUCAGGGGCGAAGCCUUUUGGGGAGCCAGUCAAGGCUAUGGAAACUGGACAAGAUACUGCUACCUCAGAAGACAAAACUACAGCUGAUUUUGAGAUCAAGUCUGUUACGAGUGAGCACACCACCAUUCAAGGUGUGCAGGAGGGUGAUGCUGCACAAAGAGUCGAUUCCCUCCUUGACGAUUACUGUUUAACAGACGAUUCUGGAGAACACAAUGCAUCUUCUUCUGAAAAACUUAAGGAUAUAAGUUCAAGAAUGGAGGAUGUUCAUGAUGGUUACAUAGCAAAAGAUGGAAAAUUGGUUCUCGAUUUCUUGCAAGCCAUACAUGCUGCUGAGGAGAGGCAAGCAGAGUUGGAUGCUCGUACUUACACUGAAGAGAAGAGAGCAAUUAAAGAGAAGUAUGAAAAGGAACUCAAGGAUGCAAGGGUCAGGGAACUCAUGUAUGCUGAGAGGGAAGCCAUUCUAGACAAGGAAUUGACUAAAGAAAGAAUUAAGGCUGCUGCUGCUCUCAGAUCACUUCAAGAAAAGCUAGAAGACAAACUUAGAACAGAACUUGAGCAAAAGGAAAUGGAAGUCGAACAAAAAUUGAAGCAAAUGCGAGAUAUAUCUAAAGCAGAAUUGGCUGCAGCAAUUGCAAGUGAGAAAGCUUCCCAGAUUGAGAAAAUGGCUGAAGCGAAUCUUAAUAUAAAUGCUUUGUGCAUGGCGUUUUAUGCACGGUCUGAAGAAGCUCGCCAGAGUCAUUCUGUACACAAGCUUGCCUUGGGAGCACUAGCUUUAGAAGAUGCACUGUCCAAGGGUCUACCUGUACAAAAGGAAAUAGAGGCCCUCCACACUCAUCUUGAAGAUAUUGACAAAGACUCACUAGUAGAAGUGGUUCUAUCUUCUCUCCCUGAGGACACUAAAAAAUAUGGAACAGAUACUCAGUCCCAGUUGAAUCACAAGGCAUAUUAUCAGAACAAUCUCCUGUCCUUGCAGUUUGAUGCCUUGAAGAGUACACUGAGACAUUACAGUCUAAUUCCGCCAGGCGGUGGCGGAAUAUUAUCACACUCAUUGGCUUACAUUGCUUCUUGGCUGAAGUUUAAGGAGGUGGACCAAUCAGGCGAGGGAAUCGAGUCCCUCAUAAGCAGAGUUGAGAGCCUGUUAGCUCAGGGUAAGUUAUGUGAAGCUGCAGAUACUCUGGAAAACGGGCUCGAAGGCAGCCAGGCAGCAGAAGUGGUCAAUGACUGGGUUCGAAGAGCUAGAGAAAGGGCCGUUACUGAGCAAGCUUUGACUGUUUUGCAAUCCUAUGCAACCUCUAUCAGUUUAACAUGA